Lipotes vexillifer (Yangtze River dolphin) is the source of this 150-nucleotide messenger RNA. It is a transcript of the gene ZNF789, whose product is annotated as zinc finger protein 789. Gene Ontology annotation, biological process: regulation of DNA-templated transcription. The transcript is spliced from 2 exons. The record is from RefSeq and is a predicted model, not a curated record. The coding region runs from base 1 to 150 and encodes 49 amino acids. Lineage: Eukaryota; Metazoa; Chordata; Mammalia; Artiodactyla; Lipotidae.
AUGUGGAAGGGGUUGCUGUCCUUUGAGGACAUGGCUCUGUACUUCAGGGAAGAGUGGGACACACUGGACUGGGCUCAGAAGGACCUCUACAGAGACGUGAUGCUGGACAACUACAGAAACGUGCUCUCCUUGGGUAAUGAGUUGGCUUGA